Messenger RNA from Naumovozyma castellii, 2592 nucleotides. It is a transcript of the gene POP1, whose product is annotated as ribonuclease P/MRP protein subunit POP1. The record is from RefSeq and is a predicted model, not a curated record. NCBI's taxonomy places the organism in Eukaryota, Fungi, Ascomycota, Saccharomycetes, Saccharomycetales, Saccharomycetaceae. The transcript has a single exon. Bases 1 to 2592 code for a protein of 863 amino acids.
AUGAGUGGAUCCAAAUCAGGCGGUAAGAAGCAAUUGAACAAAAACCAACUCUUCAAGCGUCAAAAGGUGAGAAAUGCAAGAACCAUAAGAACAGAGGCACUUUCUUCUGCCUCUGGGAAAUCAGAUGAUCUCUCUGAAUCUGGUGGAAUGCUAAGAGUAGACCAAUUUGUCCAUUCUAGAAAAUUCGAGAUUGAACAAUUGCAAAUCGCCAUGAUUAAAUCCAAGGCGUCAAGCUCUACUAGGGUGUUUCAAUCUUUACCCAGAAAAUUACGUCGUAGAACCGCGUCACAUAAUGUUCGUAGGAUUCCAAAGAGAAUGAGGAAUAGAGCACUAAGAGAGAUGAUGAAGAGUGAUCAACAAGUGGUGGCUAAAGAACGUAUUAAGAAAAAUAAAAUCCAUGGAUUAACCGCCUCACAAUUAUACAAGAUGAAGAUGUCAGUUAAACUUCUAAGACUAGCUGGUAAAUCAACAUCUUUAAAACUUGCAUUGCCAGAAAAUGCGACUGCUUCUAAUUGUAAUUUAAGACAAAAGAUUAAGACUUUACAGAAACAAAUCAAGGAAGCAAAAUCGUUCUCAUCAUCAAAUGUCAAAUUCAACAAUAAUAAAAUGGGUAGUUAUGAUAAUACAGGAAUUUCAAAAUUGGCUCCUAUACCGAAAGGUCGCAUCAAAUAUUUCAAAAGACAAAGAUUUUUUACUUGGCUACCUACUCAUAUUUGGAAUGCGAAGAGAUCUCAUAUGAUUAAAAGAUGGGGAUGUCAGCUACCUUGGUCGCCCACACAAAAAUGUUUCAAGAUGACUCAUAGAAUCGCUUCUUAUUCUGCAACUUCCGAUGGGGCUUUAUGCAUGGAUUCUAGUUUUAUGGGUACCAUGAUCAUCAAAGACACUAGCGAAGAACAUACAAUUUUACAAUCCCUAGUUUCUAGGUUAACAAAUAAACGUGCCAUCUUGAGGAAAUAUAGGCAGUCGCAAACGUGGUUUCAAGGAUUGUUCUACUCUAUUAAAGACUCGACCAAUAUAUGGGGACCGGGCGAUCUGUUUUGGGUGAAUGAAGGCACUAUCCUUCUGAGGGUACAUCCUUCUAUUUAUGUUAGCAUAUUUAAUGAAAUCGCAACAAGUGAUAAAGAACUGUUACUACAUGAUUGUCGUUAUGCUUUGGCAAGCAUCACUAUCAAAGGUGCAAAAUCUUUGACCGCAUUGUCCAGUGCCUUAAGAAGUGUCACACCUAGUGCCUCUUUCGAACAAUUCAAGCUUAUUUCGAACUUAACAGAUGAGAAUGUACUACCCCAAAAAGCCAUAUUUGCAUUUGACGCCAUUGAUCCAAGAUAUUUAAGUGCACCCAAAAGGAUACACUCUAUUAAUUCCAAGAAAGAGAUUUCUGUGGAUGCCAUAUUGAAAUUGCAAAAUGAUUACCCUCAAGAAGAAAUUAGGAACAUAUUAUUGAAAUUAUGCGAUCCUGAAUGCCGAGAAAUGUCGUAUAAAAAUCAAAAUACAUUAAAAGAAUUAUCAUCAAGGCGUCAAAAACUAUUAAUAUCCACACCUCAAAAAAGACAAAUCCAGCAUGAUAAGGACUCCGAUCCAUCGAUCCCAUUAUUAAUUGCCAAAAGGCCACGUACACAGGAUUGGGUUAUUAUUUUACCGUGGUUUUGGUUAUUACCUCUCUGGCAUCAAAUUAAUCGUGUUCCAAGGGUUUACCAUUUCGGGUUACGACAAUAUCAACAGCUUCAAUAUGAACAACGUCAAUUAUAUUUUCCAGAUGAUUACCCUUUCACCAAUGUUGGGUUUAUGGAAAAUUCUUUAUACAAGAGGCAAUCUCUUAAAUCAAGGUGGCUGAAGAAGCCAAUAGGUAAACGUGUUAAUUAUGAUAAAAUCAAUGGUAUUCAUUCAUUGGAAUUACCAGCUUUUUCUGGUGAAAUUGGAGAUUAUUUUAGUUGUGAUUGGGAAUUGUUACGAAUUUUAAGAAAUGGGAUUGACUUUCUAACUUCUCAAGGAAAGGAAUUGAAGUUGAUUGAUUCUCGAAGGACAACACAGUUUGAUAGUAAUGAUAAUUCGAGGGCAAUUAACACACUGAAUGAUGUGAUUGAGUUGUACAAAGAUGUAAGAACUAUUGAACCAGGAACUUCCUCAACUGAAGAGCUUCCUGUUACUCUGGCUUCUUCGUUACCAACACCUGGUGCAUCAUUGCAUGCGACAGAAAUUAAGAAUGAAUCAGCAUCAUUAAUUAUUACACAGACUACUCUUCCGAUUGUUGCUAUUUCUUGUAAUUUUAUAGAAAGAGGACACCCUCAUGAUAAUGCAAGGAUAUAUCGGAUUCCUGAUACCGAUUUAAGCUACUGGUUACAAGUUGCUAACGGUGUUUACCGUGCAGAUGGUAAGAAAGACCAUGAGCAAAACAUCCCAAAGCCAUCCGUCAUUGAUCUGAUUGGAUUUGUAACCACAGCAACGUACCACCUUGGAGAAGGAAAUGGUCUUGCCACUGGAUUCAUCGAUGCUCAUAUUGCCUCAACAAUGCCAUUAGAGCAGAAAUAUAUUUUGGUAAGAAAUGUAGGAACUAAUAUCUACAGGUUAGCCCACUGGGAGCAGAUUAUUAUGUAG